Linum tenue is the source of this 2378-nucleotide messenger RNA. The record is from the annotation of a GenBank genome assembly. NCBI's taxonomy places the organism in Eukaryota, Viridiplantae, Streptophyta, Magnoliopsida, Malpighiales, Linaceae.
AAAAACCUCCUUCCACUCUCUCUCUCUUUUCUUUCUCUUCGCAUCAGGCGGCGGCCGCGGCCGGAAAACAGGCAGAUGGCAAUUCCGAUGGCCAGAGCUUGCUCUCCUCUAUCGCGGUGGCUCCACGUGCUGGUGGCGGUAAUGUUGACGGCGGCCGGAGGUUGUUGGGGCGGGAAGACUCGGCACUUCAAGUGGGACGUGGAGUACAUGUUCCGGUCGCCGGACGGCGAGGAGAAUCUGGUGAUGGGAAUCAACGGCCAGUUCCCCGGGCCGACGAUCAGAGCCAGAGCCGGGGACACGGUACACGUGGAGCUCACCAACAAGCUCCACACCGAGGGAGUUGUUAUUCACUGGCACGGUAUUAGACAGCUAGGGACGCCGUGGGCAGAUGGGACAGCUUCAAUCUCACAGUGUGCAAUUGCCCCUGGUGAAACUUUCCUCUACAGGUUCAAAGUUGACAAGGCAGGGACAUAUUUUUACCACGGGCAUUAUGGGAUGCAAAGGUCAGCAGGGUUGUAUGGUUCGUUGAUAGUGGAAGUGGAAGAUGGGAAGAGGGAGCCAUUCCACUACGAUGGAGAGUUCAACCUAUUGCUAAGUGACUGGUGGCACAAGAGUGUUCAUGAACAAGAAAUUGGCCUCUCCUCCCUCCCCUUUCGAUGGAUCAAUGAACCAGAGACUUUGCUGAUUAAUGGGAGAGGGCAAUACAAUUGCUCAUUGGCGGCGCAGUAUAACAAGUCAGCAGCAUUGUCACAGUGCACGUUAAGAGGGGGUGAGCAAUGGGCACCCAAUGUAUUGAAAGUGCUCCCAAACAAGACUUACAGGCUGAGGAUUGCAAGCACCACUGCCUUGGCUUCACUGAACUUGGCCAUUGGAAAUCACAAAAUGGUGGUGGUGGAAGCCGACGGGAACUACAUCCAGCCAUUCGAGACCAACGACAUCGACAUCUACUCCGGCGAGAGCUACUCCGUCAUCUUCACCACAAACCAAAACCCUUCAACCAAUCACUGGAUCUCCAUCGGCGUCCGCGGCCGGCGUCCACAAACUCCACAAGCCCUAGCAUUGCUAAACUACCUUCCAAACUCUGCAUCAAAACUUCCCCUCUCUGCACCACCUCCAACUCCCCAAUGGAACGACUACGCACACAGCAAGUCGUUCACCAACAAGCUCAAGUCCCUCAUGGGCACACCGCAGCCUCCGACGACACACCACCGCCGGAUCGUCCUGCUCAACACGCAGAACAGGAUCGACGGUUACAUCAAGUGGGCAAUCAACAAUGUCUCACUGUCUCUGCCUCCCACUCCCUACUUGGGAUCGAUCAAGCACGGCCUGAAGGCUGCAUUCGACCAGAGCCCACCACCAGAGAGCUUCGCGAACGGGUACAACAUCAUGGUUCCUCCGGUGAAUCCCAACACGACGACGGGGAAUGGGGUGUACGAGAUCGAGUUCAACACGACGGUGGAUGUGAUCCUGCAGAACGCGAACGCGUUGGCAGCGAACACGAGCGAGAUCCACCCGUGGCAUCUGCACGGGCAUGAUUUCUGGGUGCUAGGGUAUGGUGAAGGGAGGUUUGAGGAAGGUGAUGAGAAGAUGUUCAACUUGAAGAACCCGCCGUUGAGGAACACGGCGGUGAUUUUCCCUUACGGAUGGACGGCGCUGAGGUUCGUGGCGGAUAAUCCUGGGGUCUGGGCGUUUCACUGCCACAUUGAGCCGCAUUUGCAUAUGGGGAUGGGUGUUGUGUUUGCAGAAGGUGUGCAUCUUGUUGGGGACGUGCCUAGUGAGGCGCUGGCUUGCGGGUUGACCGGCAAGAGGCUCGCCAGCACCGGCGGGAGAUGAGUGAAGGUUUGGUUGAUAACAAAACUCUGCCAUUGUAGUAAUGGAUGUGAUGCUCUGUAUGUAUGCUCUGGUUGAUCAUUUGGGCGUAGCAACUUUACACGAAUGCAAAAAAGGGAUGAAUUUGAGUUGGAUUGUAAACCAAAGAGGAAAAGAAAAUACUAACUGGUUGUUUGAUGUUUGCGGGAAUGUUGCAGUUUCAUGAAAUUAGUACAAUCUCGAUCUUUACAAGAAGUCGACGUCGUGUUCUUGGUGUUCAAGGACUACAGUGGCAAGAGCGAGCCUGUAUGCCGAGGAUCUCAGAUUUCUGACGAGGACAUAGAUUUCCUUCCUCCUCUCCUCCACAGGCAUUUCUUUCCACUGUUCUUCCCUCAGGCGGGAUAACAGAAUCGUCUCACAGAAUGCUUGUGCUGCUGGCUUCUUGCUUCCACGGACGAAUCCAGUUGUCACGAAACCGAUAGGCAAUCGGUGAGAUUCCAUACUGGCAGGAUCUUGUGGGAUCUGAAGGUCCCAGUCUCCUGAAGAUUGCUUUUGGAAGUAUGACCUCA